GGCCAGCCCGCGCUGCCAAUCAAAUGUUUACCCUGAAGUUGUUGCCUCCUCUCGUUUCUACCCAGGGACUAACGUUAUUGGUCACUGCUGUGGCAAGACGUCCCGUAGCAGAAGACCUGCACCAAAGAAUGUGGAUAAACCUGUUGUAAGACAGCACAAACGUUAGUCCUACAUCAAAAGAUGGACGUGCAGGACCAGGAGACUCUGGGAAGAUGGGACGGGCUGGGCAGCCGGGAUGCCAUCUCCAGAACUGAAGCCAUGGACAACAUCUGCCAGAACGUCAUGAGGAAGGUGGAAGUCAUCAGGCCCAUACCAUCGCUGGCCCCGUCACCCCCGGCCUCGGGUAGCCCUCCUAACAGUGACCUGAAUAACACCCUGGCUCACCUCCUCAUGCUGUCCAAACGGUGUCCCUUUGACGACGUCAGGGAGCGGUGUGUUCGACUCCUGCAGGGCGUCCAGGACUUGGGAGUAAGGAUCCCAAGACCCUUAGGAAACGGACCAAGCAGAUUUAUCCCAGAAAAAGAGAUUCUUCAAGUCAGUAAAGUGGACGCCAGGACACAGUCGAUAUUUGAGGAUGCGUUUGCAGCCCUCGGUCGUCUCGACAACAUUUCUCUGGUGAUGGGCUUCCACCCGCAGUACCUGGAGAGCUUUCUCCGGACGCAGCACUACCUGCUGCAGAUGGAUGGACCCCUGUCUUUGCACUACCGACACUACAUCGGCAUCAUGGCGGCAGCUAGACACCAGUGUUCCUACUUGGUCAACCUCCACGUGAACGACUUCCUCCAGGUUGGGGGCGAUCCCAAGUGGCUGAACGGCCUGGACGAAGCCCCGCAGAAGUUGCAGCAGCUCGGAGAGCUCAACAAAAUCCUGGCCCACCGACCUUGGCUUCUCACCAAGGAACACAUCGAGCGCCUUCUGAAGGCAGAGGAGCACAGCUGGUCCCUUGCGGAGCUGAUCCAUGCCGUGGUCCUCCUCACACACUACCACUCCCUCGCCUCCUUCACCUUUGGCUGCGGCAUCACGCCCGAGAUCCACUGCGACGGUGGGCACACUUUCAGACCCCCCUCCCUCAGCCAGUACUGCGUCUGUGACAUUGCCAAUGGCAACGGUCAUGCUAUUCACCACGACGAUCCACUCGGCAACCAGGAGAUGUGUGGCGAGGUGGAGGUGCUGAUGGAGCGCAUGAAGCAGCUGCAGGAGUGCCGCGACGAUGAGGAGGCUAGCCAGGAGGAGAUGGCGACUCGCUUUGAGAGGGAGAAGACAGAGAGCAUGCUGGUGGUCACAGCAGAGGACGAGGAAGGCGUCCCCUCCAGGGACAUCUCCCGACACUUCGAGGACCCCAGCUAUGGCUACAAGGACUUCUCCAGGAGGGGGGAACAUGUGCCCACAUUCAGAGUGCAGGACUACAGCUGGGAGGACCAUGGCUUCUCCCUGGUCAACAGACUGUACCCUGAUGUUGGUCAGAUGCUGGACGAGAAGUUCCAGAUGGCCUACAAUCUGACCUACAACACCAUGGCAACACACAAGGAUGUGGACACCAGCAUGCUGCGCAGGGCCAUCUGGAACUACAUCCACUGCAUGUUUGGCAUCAGGUAUGAUGACUACGAUUACGGAGAGAUAAACCAGCUUCUGGACCGCAGCUUUAAGAUCUAUAUCAAGACUAUGGUGUGUAGUCCUGAGAAGACCACCAAACGAAUGUAUGAGAGUUUCUGGAGGCAGUUUCAGCACUCCGAGAAGGUCCACGUUAAUCUGCUUCUUAUGGAAGCGCGAAUGCAGGCAGAACUGUUAUACGCUCUGAGAGCGAUCACCCGCUACAUGACAUGAAGUGCUUUUGGCGUUUUUAUCGUUGUCUUUUUACUGUCAUUGUUGUUGCUCGUUAUGGGACACUUCAAGAAAAAAAAAAUCACAGGGGGGGGUGGGGGGGGGGGUUCAACAAAAAUGUGGAAGAGACGUGAGAAGCCCUGGGUUGUGACAGUGCUUGUUGGAUGGAUGUUGAGAAGAGGAUCAGAACAAAAUGAAAGCAAGAAAAAAAAACUGUUGAAGAAAGUCAUCUCAAACUCAAAGUGGAUACACACAGACUCAGCUUGUGUUGCCUGCGGUGCCAAACCUGACCAAGAGAGGGCAGCCUGGAGCAAACUCCUGCUCUGCUGGGGGGAGUUUGUGCCGGGCCUGAGCGCUGAUACUGGGCUCAUCCAGGACGAUGCUUCAGUAUUCCAGCAUGCAGCACCUGCCUGUUGCCAAUCUCUUGUGUCUCCUGGUAGAUUGAAGCCCCACAGAAAAUCCCCAGAAAGCUGUGCAGCCAGAAACUUUGAUUCUGUCGUCACUGUUAUAUUUGUUUAGUUUCUUUAAUAUCUUUUUAUUUCAUUUUGUAUCAAGGGAUGUUGUCGAUGUGGUUGCUAUUAGUGGUAACUGGAGAUGGAAGCAUUAACUUUGGGCAAUUUUCUUUUUGUAACGUGUGCCUGAACUAUCCAGCACAGUGUGCAUACGUGCUGAUGCUGCUGCUCCCAUGUUGUAUUCAGCGGGGUCAUAUUGAUCCCCAAAUCACCCCCAACCCCAUUAUAUCCCCUAAUCCCCCUAUCCAUUAGAAAUCCACUGCAUUACCCCCGACCCCUUCCUCCUGUCCUUCCUCCCCCCAAAUCUCAAAUGUCAAUGUAAGCUAAUCCAAGGAGUGUGUGAAAACCAGAGAGGAGUGAAAAGAAACUCAAAGAACACUGUCUGAGCCCUUUUUGAGUUUGACUGUACAUGUGUGGGUGAGUUCUGUAUUCAUAAUGACUGAGGUGUGAAUGUGUGUAUGUGUGUGUUUCACAGAAAUGAUGGAGAGAGAGAGAGAGAGAGAAAAGUUUGUCUUUGAAUUUCAUGUGUCAAAAAAAAAAGCGAGGCACUUUGAAGGAAAGACUUCUUGCUUCUGCUGUAGCUCUGUUAUUGUGAGAUAACUGUUUAUCAUUUGUUGUUGUUGAUGAUGAUGAUGUCUUUAUUUUUCUGGUAAUGGGGAGAAAAAAAUAAGAUUUAAAAAAAAAAAAGCUAAUCAAAAAGAAAGUUAGAAACCAGGUUUUCCAGGAGGGAUUUGCUUCCGGUUGCCCUAACCAUACCUUAUCUUGUCUUCCGCUUAUCCCAGCUGCCUGGUCAUCCUAACACUUUCGAAGCUUUGGAUUGUGAAUUUACCAGUAAAUGAAUACCUCUUCUGUUUUCUCUAUAAGAAGUGCUCUUUGGUGAGCAGAGACUCUUUCCGGGCCGCCGCGUUCCCAUUGUGGGGGACCCGGCGGGCUCACACAGGCCGACUGCGGUCGAUCAGCUGUCGAACGCAAAAGGUUGUAGCUGUGCUUAUUUCCCUGCUGGGGAAGUCUAACCAGUGCAAAAGCAGCUUUUUUUUUUAUUUUGAACAGAGGUAUGAACCCUCUGCUGUUUUGUUUUUUUGUUUACUAAAAACCAGUAAAGUACUGCAUUCUUCUGAGGGUGGAUUGAGAGAAUCAGACAGACGAAUGAGUGAGGAGGAGGAGGAAGGUGAUGAUAAAGGAAUGGUACAUUUGGAAGUGGUUUGAGAGGAAGUGGAGGUUUUUUUUUCAAACUUCUGACUGAUGUCAGUUACUGACACUUUUUUUAUAUGAAACUAUAUGAAAAAGAUGAAAAAAAAUAAACUAUGAUAAUAAA
This is a messenger RNA of Epinephelus moara (kelp grouper), 3648 nucleotides long. It is a transcript of the gene sesn1, whose product is annotated as sestrin 1. Bases 181 to 1824 code for a protein of 547 amino acids. Gene Ontology annotation, cellular component: nucleus. Gene Ontology annotation, biological process: regulation of response to reactive oxygen species; cellular response to L-leucine; negative regulation of TORC1 signaling. The transcript is spliced from 10 exons. The record is from RefSeq and is a predicted model, not a curated record. NCBI's taxonomy places the organism in Eukaryota, Metazoa, Chordata, Actinopteri, Perciformes, Serranidae. Gene Ontology annotation, molecular function: oxidoreductase activity, acting on peroxide as acceptor; L-leucine binding.